Sphenostylis stenocarpa is the source of this 672-nucleotide messenger RNA. NCBI's taxonomy places the organism in Eukaryota, Viridiplantae, Streptophyta, Magnoliopsida, Fabales, Fabaceae. The record is from the annotation of a GenBank genome assembly.
AUGGGUGGUGUUGCGUGGACAGAAGAAGAAGAUCACUUGCUCAAGAAAUGCAUACAACAAUAUGGAGAAGGAAAGUGGCAUCGUGUUCCUUUGCUGGCUGGUUUAAACAGGUGCCGAAAGAGUUGUAGACUAAGAUGGCUGAACUAUCUCCGUCCGAACAUCAAGAGGGGAAAUUUUGCGGACGAAGAAGUUGAAAUGAUAAUCAAACUCCACAAAUUAUUAGGCAACAGGUGGUCACUGAUUGCAGGAAGGCUACCUGGAAGGACUGCUAAUGAUGUGAAAAACUAUUGGAACUGUCAUCUGAGCAAAAAGCUAAAUGCUCUAGAAGGUGAAGAUAGAUCAGUAAGCAGAGACGUUCAAGUGAUUAGGCCUCAGGCUAGGAACAUUGGUUCAAGCUCAACUAAGAGAAGGGAUGAGGGAGAGUUUCCAACUGAGAAAGCAGUUCAACAAGAGAGCAGCAUGUCCUCACUGACGUUUGAUGCUGAUGGACAGAACCAAGUGGUUGAAUCACAGGAAGACAACAUAUAUGCAUGCUUGGACCAACAUGGCAUUGUUAAUGAAUUGUCAAUGGACUUUCAACUAGAAGGAUUUGAAGAAAUGAUGAAUGGGGAGGGGAGUGUUAGCCAAUGGGAUUGGGGUGAUUUGCUCCUUGACAUGGAUUUGUAUAAGUGA